Kazachstania africana CBS 2517 is the source of this 4350-nucleotide messenger RNA. It is a transcript of the gene NUP170, whose product is annotated as Nup170p. Gene Ontology annotation, molecular function: structural constituent of nuclear pore. NCBI's taxonomy places the organism in Eukaryota, Fungi, Ascomycota, Saccharomycetes, Saccharomycetales, Saccharomycetaceae. The transcript has a single exon. The record is from RefSeq and is a predicted model, not a curated record. Gene Ontology annotation, biological process: RNA export from nucleus; protein import into nucleus; protein localization to nuclear inner membrane. The coding region runs from base 1 to 4350 and encodes 1449 amino acids. Gene Ontology annotation, cellular component: nuclear pore inner ring; nuclear pore.
AUGUUUUCCACACCACUAAGAAACAGAAUUGAUUACAGCAAUAAUACAUUUGCUGCUUCAACUACACUUCCGGGAAGCACCACAAAUUUGCCAUCAAAUCCUUCAUUGCUUAAUACUACUGGCACUAGCCGCUCUAUUCAACGUCCCGAUGCUCAAAAUAAUGACACUGUAAGGUCAGUUAUGAAUCUCAACUCCAUCUCUUCUUUGGCCGAUAUAAAUGCGACUAAUGCAGCUACUACGACAUCGGCAAACUUAUCUGACGUGAAUGAACACAUUCGUAUUACAGGUUUGGGGUCUAAGAAACCACUAGAACUAGCUAGUGAAUAUAUAGAUCAUCUGCAAAGGCGUGAUGCCAACACACCUAUCUUAGAUGAAAGAUCCUACUACAAUAACGGUGUCAAUUACAAUUUUAGCAGGGAAGCUGGUGGUUUAGGUGCUUUUACUCCUUUUGAAAGACAAAAAGUAAUCAGCAUACCGGAUGAACUUCUUCAAGAAGCCUCAAAGACAGAAAUUAAGAGCGAUAUGGGAAUAUUUCCAGAAAUAAAUAGAUGCUGGAUUAUCAUAGAUAAUAAAUUAGUUUUAUGGAACAUUGAUGACAGCACUGACUACCAAUUCAUUGAAGAGAUCAAGCACACCAUUUUAAAUGUUGCGCUUGUGGAUGUAAAACCAAACACUUUUGUUAGUCACAUCAAACAUUUGUUACUUAUUACCACUCCAUUCGACAUUUAUUUGCUAGCUCUUUCACAUAAUAGAGCUUCAAAUGAAUUAGAAGUCUAUAAUACGGGCAUGACUGUCUCGAUAAAUGGUCUAGGUUCCCUUGAAAUUGCAACGUAUAGACCAACGGGGCAAAUCUUUUUUAUCAGUAAGACUACCGGUUUAAACAUUUGGGAAUUACAAUACACUGGUUCUGAUGAUUGGUUCAAUAGUAAAUGCACGAAAAUUUGCUUGACGCAGUCUGCCUGGUCAAAUUUGUUACCUACCAAUUUGAUUUCUAAAUUGCCCGGUAGUGAUUUAAUUCAAUCAUUGUUUGAGGAAAACUCACAAGAAACACUAAUUCAAAUCAUUAUAGACCAAUCUAGGGGUGUUGUCUACACAUUAUCAUCUAGAUCUAUUGUAAGAGCAUAUUUGAUUUCUGGUAGUAAUCUGGAAGGACCAGUCAUUAUUGAACCAUCAUAUAUCGGUAGAAUCAUUGGUACUACAACGGCUAGAGGUGCCGCUAUUAUGGCAAAGAAAUACUUGAAAAUUUCUAAAAUAAUUCCGGUAUCUCAACAAGAAAACAACAACUUAUUUUUUGUAGCCCUAACAGUUGGUGGUGUUCGUUUAUAUUUCAACGGUUCCAUCGGCAGAUCUAACAUCGAAGCCAUUAGGUUGGAGUCAAUCAAAUUUCCUCCAAGCUCAGUUACUCCUGAAGUCAUGCAACAAGAAUUACAACAACAGCAAAUUGAACAACAAAAGAGGAGCUUGCCAUUCUAUUCAAGUCUAACAUUUAAUGAGUCAAUUUUGUUAAAACUUCAAAAGAAAUCAUCUGUAUUAUUAGAGACGACCAGUGCAAGUACCAUCAUCUCUCCAGGUAUAUUUUUCUCCUCAGUUCUCAAAACACCUCAACAACCAACCAAAGUUAAUGCUACAUUGAAUGCAGCAUCUACUCCUGCUCCAAUUCAACAUCGUCUAUUUGUCAGUGUCCCAGAUUAUGGUAUUUUAAAGAAUCACGGUAAGUACGUGGAGAAUGCAACUUUCUUAGACACUACUUCCCCUGUAAAACAAAUUGUUCCAUUAACUCCUUCUUUUAAUGCAACUGAUAAGCCUUCCGGUUACGCUAAUGCAUUUGCUUCACAAUAUAAUUCUGAAAAUCUUCGUGUAGCUGUUCUCACUAAUAACUCGGUAGAAAUUUACAGAUAUCGUAAUCCAGAUGAAGUUUUUGAAACUUUAAUCGAUAAUCCACUGGCUUUUGUAUUGAAUUAUGGUCUGGCUGAGGCAUGUUCUACUGCUUUAUUUGUCACUUGCAAAUUCAAUAAGUCAGAAGUGUUGAGAUCUAAUGCCUUAACCUUUUUGACCGUCGGUAUUCCGGGCGUUGUUGACAUUAAGCCAAAAUACAACCGUUACUCAGUAUCUACAGUCUCUUCUUUGUUAUCAAAGCCCUCUUUAACCGCCACUCCUCAAAGAUCACUUGUUACCAAAACUGGAACAACAAAUUUCGAUUUAGAUGACGUUAUAUUAUCACCUAGAUUUUAUGGUAUUGGUUUACUGAUAACUAGGCUAUUUAGGGAAGUUUGGAAUAGACAAAUAUUUUCCGUUGACAAGGAUAUCAAGUUUGAUGCUAGGGGACAGGCCUUGAAAGGUUCCUUAAAUGGGAAGAAUGUCCUUUCUGGUAUAUGCAUUUCUAAGGAAGAUGUCGGUUACUAUCUAUCUUCUAUUUUGAUCUUAAAUGAGUUCUUUGCCACAUAUAGUGGAUCAAUUGCUCAGCCAACAGCACCAUUGUUACCAACUGACAAGGCAGUCAAUAAAGCUGAGGAGGUUGCUAGCCAAGCAGAAAGUAUGGCUACAAACUCUCUGAUCAAAUUAGUUGAAUCUAUCAAGGAAGCCCUAUCCUUCUUAAAUGUAUUCUAUGAAGAAAGUGAAGUGGAAGGCUAUGAACAUCAAUAUCUAGCAUUCAAGGAUAUCGUAAAGUUCUUAAAGGUAGAUGUCCAAACUAAACUUUCCAAGCUGACUUUCAAAGAUUUGUUUGCACCAACAGAAGAUACCAAAUCUUUGGUAAGAGAAAUAUUGUUGUCUAUCAUUAAUAGAAAUAUUAACAGGGGUGCUUCUAUUGAAUACACUGCUACAACUUUACAAGAUAGAUGUGGUUCCUUCUGUUCAAGUAGCGACAUUUUAAGUUUCAGAGCCAUCGAACAUUUGAAGAAAGCCAGAGAGAUUGGUUUAAGGGAUAACGAUACAUUAAGCUAUCAUCUUAAUGCAGCUAUCAAACUAUUUGAACGUAUUGUCAAUGACCUAUCAAUGGAAAAACUAAAGGAAGCUAUUGAUGUUAUGAUCAGUCUAAACUACUUCCCAAAAACAAUCGAAUUUUUAUUAAAUAUUGCGAAUGCAAUGGAUAAAGGUAAGUUAGCGUACCAAUAUGUUGCUAACGGUUGUUUAGAAAACGAUGAAAGAAAAAAAUAUUUUGAUAAGAGAGUUGUAGUUUAUGAUCUUGUCUUCGAGACUUUAGUAAAACUUGAUGAAUUGGCCGGUAACAACACAUCUUCGGUGUCAGGUCCUUCUGUCAUUUCAUCUGAUGCUAUUUCGUUAAAGGAUAAAAGUUAUGAGAUUGUUUUGAACUACGAUGACAAACUAUUCCAUUACCAUUUAUACGAUUGGUUGGUAGCUGAGAAGAGUGGAGACAGAUUACUACAACUGGACACUAAGUUCAUUCUUCCUUACUUAAAAGAGAAGGCUAAAGAUUCAUUGAAAAUUUCUAAUCUUCUAUGGGUCUACCAUUCUAGAAAGUCAAACUUUUACCAUGCUGCGGAAAUUCUAUACUCGUUAGCAAUCUCUGAUUUUGAUAUAAAAUUAACUGAUAGAAUUGAAUGUCUAUCUCGUGCAAAUGGUUUCUGUAAUAGUGUGUGUCCUCCAAGUCAAAAACAGGAUAUGGUUCAACUUUCAAGUCUGAUUCAAGAACUUUUCGAUAUAGCUGCUGUCCAAGAUGAUGUGUUGAAUUUAAUCAAAACUGAUAAUAGAAUUGAUGUCAAUAAUAAAGAGGAAUUAUCCAAAGAACUAGAUGGCAAGAUUCUGCCAGUCAGUGACUUAUUUAAUGAUUAUGCAGUUCCACUCGGUUACCAUGAAGUUGCAUUAAAUAUCUUCAAGAUCUCUGAUUUUAGAAACGAAGAAGAAAUUUUAAGUAAAUGGAAUGAACUAUUCGAUUCCCUAAAGAGAGAGCUAAGUGAUAGUAGUAACAUAGAGGACUCCGUGAACUUUGUCAAUUUACUAUCUAACGUUGUUGUCAAAAUUGCAAGAAAUGUCCAUACUUCUGAAUUUGUUUUCCCAAUUUCUGAAUUAUUUCCUCGUAUUUGUAGUAUAGUUCAUGAAGCUCUGCCGACUAGCCAUAUAAAGGAAGGUUCAAUCAUUUCAAUCUUUAUAUCAGCCGGUGUUUCAUUCAGUAAAUUAUACUACGUCUUGAAAGACUUGAUUCAAACUUCGGACAGCGCCAAUGUAAUUUUCUUUAAGAAGGAAAUGACUUGGUUGAUCAAAGAGUGGUACCAAUCUGAUAGAAAGUUGAGGGAUAUUAUUUCCUUUGAUGACAUAUCGAAUUUGAAGGAAUAUUCUGUUGAAAAUGAUCCCUUGGAGAAAUAUACAAAGAAAACAGGGAAUAGUGUAUGA